Loa loa (African eye worm) is the source of this 705-nucleotide messenger RNA. RefSeq lists its product as hypothetical. NCBI's taxonomy places the organism in Eukaryota, Metazoa, Nematoda, Chromadorea, Rhabditida, Onchocercidae. The record is from RefSeq and is a predicted model, not a curated record. The transcript has 5 exons. The coding region runs from base 1 to 705 and encodes 234 amino acids.
AUGCCAAAUCAUGUGCUUCACGGCACAGCAUUUGCUGCAGAAACUAACACAUCUGUGGAAGCAUGUAAGUGCUACUGUAUGAGUGCGGAAAAUCGAUAUAGUAUCGAAUGCCGUAGUAUCGAGUACUACUUUAAUUCCAGGACAUGCCUAAUUAGUAAUUUGAGCAGGACGACAAAUCCAAAAAAUUUCAAUCAGUUCACUGCCUCUACAUUAAUGCAUAGCUAUUUCGAUAAAACUUGUUCCAUUCAAAAUAAUAAAUUCUCAAUUUACAUGAAAGAAAAAUGUUUAUCUGAAAUGGGUUUGAUACCAAAUGAUAAAAAUGAAAUUGACAACAAUGGAAAUGAUGCCUUACAUUCUGAUGAGGUAAAAAACAUUCAUGACAAUGGCAAUGGUAUUGAUUUAAUCGCCAGUAGUAUGAUCACGACAAUAAAUCCCAUUCACUCCAUACAUUAUGCUACUCGUCGUUCAGGUUACCAUGACCUUUCGGAAGAGAUCGGAGAAGAAAACGUGGAAAAGAAAUCAAGAGAAAUUGGCGAUUUGCAAGGUCUUAAUCUGGCGGCAAUGUUUAUGACAACCACAAUUUCAACAGGUGAUUUUACAAUUGCUGCCGAUUUGUUUCCGGAACUCAGUGAUGCGAGUGCUAUUCUUGGUUUGUUUCUCAUUCCUGCGCUGAAUUUUCUUCAGAUGACGUAUUCCACUAAUUAA